Molecule: messenger RNA, 620 nt
Organism: Nicotiana tabacum (common tobacco)
Lineage: Eukaryota; Viridiplantae; Streptophyta; Magnoliopsida; Solanales; Solanaceae
Source: RefSeq, a predicted model, not a curated record
ACAGUCUAGUUUCUUCAGUUUCAGUUCAUUAAAUUAAAGAAGCUAAAGACAUGGCUCUGUUUCAUAGCCGCAUUCCGUUUUCAGCAUCUGCAUCUCUUUCUGCAAAAAGAGACCUUACUAAAUUAUUUCUUGGAAGUAACCCACCUGCCAAUAUCACCCAAAAAAAGUUUUCAACUCUUCAUUAUGCUUUGACCAAUUCCUCCAAUAAGCAGUCAUCCAUAUCCACCUUUAGCAAGUUGAUCGAGGAUUUAAUUAGUGGGAAAGACUUGACGGAAUAUGAAGCAGAAGAAUCUCUUGAUUAUUUGUUGGAUGGUGCUGAUGAAGCUUUAAUUAGUGCUUUUCUUGUUCUUUUGAGAGCUAAAGGUGAAACCUUUGAAGAAGUAGUCGGAUUGGCAAGGGCAAUGAUAAAGCAUUGCAGACAAGUGGAAGGCUUAAGCGACGUGGUUGAUAUUGUUGGAACAGGAGGGGAUGGUGCAAACACGGUGAAUAUCUCAACAGGUGCUUCAAUACUUGCUGCAGCUUGUGGUGCAAAAGUAGCCAAGCAAGGUAAUAGGUCGAGUUCAUCCGCUUGUGGGAGUGCAGAUGUAUUGGAAGCACUAGGCAUUGCCAUUGNCAUUUGA